Messenger RNA from Tarenaya hassleriana, 1143 nucleotides. Its product is annotated as serine/threonine-protein phosphatase PP2A-3 catalytic subunit. Gene Ontology annotation, molecular function: protein serine/threonine phosphatase activity. NCBI's taxonomy places the organism in Eukaryota, Viridiplantae, Streptophyta, Magnoliopsida, Brassicales, Cleomaceae. Gene Ontology annotation, biological process: mitotic cell cycle; peptidyl-serine dephosphorylation. The coding region runs from base 37 to 915 and encodes 292 amino acids. The transcript has 11 exons. The record is from RefSeq and is a predicted model, not a curated record. Gene Ontology annotation, cellular component: cytosol.
UCAACCCUCGAUCUCGAUGAGCAGAUCUCGCAGCUCAUGCAGUGCAAGCCCCUCUCAGAGCAACAGGUUAGAGCAUUAUGUGAGAAAGCCAAGGAGAUCUUGAUGGAAGAAAGCAACGUUCAGCCUGUGAAAAGCCCUGUGACAAUUUGCGGUGACAUUCAUGGACAGUUCCAUGAUCUUGCCGAGCUAUUCCGUAUAGGGGGAAAGUGCCCAGAUACCAAUUAUCUGUUUAUGGGAGACUAUGUGGACCGUGGAUAUUAUUCUGUUGAAACUGUUACGCUGUUAGUUGCCUUGAAAGUACGGUAUCCUCAGCGGAUUACUAUUCUCCGAGGAAACCAUGAAAGUCGUCAGAUCACUCAGGUUUAUGGAUUCUAUGACGAAUGUCUGCGGAAGUAUGGCAAUGCCAACGUAUGGAAAAUAUUCACAGACCUCUUUGACUAUUUCCCACUGACUGCCUUGGUUGAAUCCGAAAUAUUCUGUCUUCAUGGUGGAUUGUCCCCAUCUAUCGAAACCCUUGACAACAUAAGGAACUUUGACCGAGUGCAAGAAGUUCCGCACGAAGGGCCUAUGUGUGAUUUGUUAUGGUCUGAUCCCGAUGACCGUUGUGGUUGGGGUAUCUCACCUCGUGGUGCUGGAUACACAUUUGGUCAGGACAUAUCUGAGCAAUUCAAUCACACAAACAGCUUAAAACUCAUCGCCCGAGCCCACCAGCUGGUUAUGGAUGGAUUCAACUGGGCACACGAACAAAAGGUGGUAACGAUAUUCAGUGCGCCAAACUACUGCUAUCGUUGUGGGAACAUGGCUUCUAUUCUUGAGGUGGAUGACUGCAGAGGCCACACAUUCAUCCAGUUUGAACCAGCACCGAGGAGAGGAGAACCUGAUGUUACCCGAAGGACACCUGACUACUUCCUCUGAAUGGAAAUGCCCUCCCGAUGAAAGAAAAAAACCAGCAAAUUUCCCCCUUUAUGAUUCUACGCAUUGUUGUUCAUGUUUUGCUUUUGUUUUUUUUUUCUUUUUUCAAAUACCAAUUUAGGCCCCUCCUUUCCAUGCAAUAGUGUAUUAUUGUUAUUAUUAUUAUUAUUAUAGAAGAAGACACUUCCUUUGUCAAAAGAAAAUACCCAUGACAUUGUCUCUGGGUGUCCA